Messenger RNA from Gossypium raimondii (Peruvian cotton), 1279 nucleotides. RefSeq lists its product as uncharacterized. The coding region runs from base 28 to 1140 and encodes 370 amino acids. The record is from RefSeq and is a predicted model, not a curated record. The transcript has 2 exons. NCBI's taxonomy places the organism in Eukaryota, Viridiplantae, Streptophyta, Magnoliopsida, Malvales, Malvaceae.
AAGUAGCAACUGGAAACAAAGGGGAACAUGCAUGUGACAAGGGCUCUUUCAAAUUAUAGGAGGAAUGCGGUCGAGCUUUCGGCGGCGGCGGCGCCGCACUCGGGUAUAAUGGUGUUGAGAGGGCGAGAAGGGGCGGAUGCAGAUGAAGGAAGAGGGCUUUUCCAAAACGGGUACGCGAAAGGAUUAUUAAAGAACCUCCCACUGCCUUCGAACGCGAUGCUUAUCAACACAGACUCGGAUUUCGGAGAGUAUUUCUACUUCAUCCCUGUUCUUCAUCAACCUUUGUCUUCAAAUCGCUACCAUGUCAUCCAUGCUGAUGGAAAAUACAAAGGGUUAGCUGUUAAGUGUUCAACCGAAGAUGAUAUGAGUUACUGUUGCUCAAGAAGGAUCAUACAAGACAUUGAACCAAAACCCUUUGAUCAUAGGGAUCAAUACCAACAGUUCAGGAUCUGCAGUGAUGAUGUUGGUCGUUUUUAUGCAAAACCCAUUGUUCCUCACAGUUUUCCCCCCACUUUUCUAAGGUUCAAAUUCACCCUUUUUGUGGAAAACAAGAGGGUACAUCACUUGCAAGACAAUGCUCGAGGGCUCGAUGACUCGAUCCGGUCACAGCUCCCGGAACUCGAUUCCGGGACAAACAUGAUUAUCGGGAAAUGGUAUACCCCAUUCGUGUUCGUUAAAGAAAGUAGCAUGAUGAGGGUUCAAAUGGAGAAAUCAUUGUUUUACAUAGUGACAUUAGAAAAGUUAUGGGAAAAGAUAUGUUCAUGGGAGAAUGAUGGGAGUAGUAAAGGGGAUGUUAUGACAUUGAAUGUUGAGAUAAAAAGGGAAAUUGAUUUCUUGUUUGGGGUUGAAGUUUUGAGAGGGAGUGAAAUGGAUAAUGAAGGGUUUGUUUGGUUUAGAUAUGGUGGUGAGAAAUUAGGGUUGAGUUUGGCGGUUUUGGAGGGAAUGAGGUGGUUGGAAGAGUUGGUGGGGUGGGUAGAUGGGGUUGAGAGGGUUGAAAGAGUGGUGGAGAUUGGUGGUGGGUGGAGGAGAAUUGAUUGUUAUGUGUUGGUGGAGAGGUUUGCUUUAAGAAGAAUGGAUGGGACUUUGGUACUUAAUUGUGGUUUCAGGCAUACCCAUGAGAUUAGAACUAAAUGGGAAUAGGAUUAAUAUACUAUUUGUGCAAUUUGGUACUUUUUUUGUUAAAAUAUUUCAUAACUCUUUGUACUCUUUGAAAAUUUGAAAUUUAGUCCAUGUAUUUUUAUUUUUAAAAUUAUAGUCUCUCUACUUUUCAAAUUUCAAA